AUGAUGUCUCUACUGAUCCACUUUGGUUGGCCAACUAUGUUGAUUGCAUGGGCUCUCGGGAUCAGUCUCUCCUUCAUACUCAGCUUCAUGGGCGUGUUGCCGGCAUGCACGAGCUUUGAGGUCCACGCCAUUGAAUUUCAUGGCCAAGUUCCCUAUGGAUGCUGGAUCAUGCUGACCGGCCUCAUGGCCCCCAUUGCUGGGCUGAUGGUCUUUCCAUAUCUCCCGCGCCUGCACGGAUCAGACACAUGUUUCUUGGACUUCGUGUGCAUCAAUCAGACAGACACCGACGAAAUGCAACAGGGGAUCCGAUGCAUCGGACAUUUCCUGGCUGCCUCGGCGGAAUUGCGGGUGCUGUGGAGCGCGCCGUACCUUUCGAGGUUGUGGUGCGUCUUCGAACUUGCAGCUUACCGCAAGAUGAACCCAUCCGGAACCAUUGUCAUCGCGCCAAUUUUCAGAGAGCUGUUGGCGUGCAAAAGCUUCUUGUGGGUGAACCUGUUUACCUUCACGUUUUGGUUUUCCAGAAGGGGUCCUGAAGGAGGCGGUGGAGUGCGCCUUUUAGCUGUCUUUUUGUGCGCGUUUUGUGUUGUCUUCCCGUCCUUGGCACAAGUGGCGUGCAAACAGAAGCUGGACCGUGACAAGCUGGACUCUGAUUUGGCCACGUUUGAUGUUUUGAAAGUGGAGUGCAGAAGCGAUUUCGACAGACAGUGUAUACACGAUGCCAUCAUCCAGUGGUAUGGCAGUUUGGCCGCCUUUGCCCACAUGUACAGGGGCCCUUUCACCAGGAAGUGGUGA
Messenger RNA from Symbiodinium natans, 792 nucleotides. NCBI's taxonomy places the organism in Eukaryota, Dinophyceae, Suessiales, Symbiodiniaceae. The record is from the annotation of a GenBank genome assembly.